AUGAGGCCUUAUGUUUUCACCGCUUCUCUGGUCGUUGUCGUGACUGCUGUCGUGGCAGCGCCAGCUGGAGCAUUUGUGCAUACCGUAACUUUACGAAUAAAAAGCGGAAUUUUAGAAGACGGAUACAAACUCUUGAAGCUCUUACAUAGCUCAUUGGAAGAACGUGCCGGAAGAUAUCGUAGGCUCACUUGCGAGUUCAGCGAUAGCGCUUGCAGCGCAAAUUGCUUAUCAAUGGGAAAAGCCGGCGGUCAUUGCAUCGAUUCGAAUCACAUCGCCAUUUGCAUAUGCGACAGGAGAACGAUAUCGGAUCUAAUCCGGAAGAAGUUGAAUUGGUGAAUUUUCCUCGAGCGUGUGUUUGCAAUAGGGAUCGACCAAUACAUUUGUUCCGAUAUUGGAAGUCUACUAUCAUUUCGAAAUCUCCUCCCUCUCUCCUUACGCGUUUCAUGUCACGUCUCGAAAUAGAAAAAAAAGCAAUGUUGUUUCUUCGUAAAAUUCACACAUGUUUAAACCAGUUUAAAUCGGUAUUGGUUAAACCACAAUUUAAAACAACACGCGCAGCGACUUCUGCGAUU
This is a messenger RNA of Harpegnathos saltator (Jerdon's jumping ant), 572 nucleotides long. RefSeq names its product defensin-1-like. Lineage: Eukaryota; Metazoa; Arthropoda; Insecta; Hymenoptera; Formicidae. The record is from RefSeq and is a predicted model, not a curated record. The transcript has 3 exons. Gene Ontology annotation, biological process: defense response. Bases 1 to 336 code for a protein of 111 amino acids.